Molecule: messenger RNA, 1961 nt
Organism: Triplophysa rosa
Lineage: Eukaryota; Metazoa; Chordata; Actinopteri; Cypriniformes; Nemacheilidae
Gene: rdh5
Product: retinol dehydrogenase 5 (11-cis/9-cis)
Exons: 6
Coding region: 244-1242 (332 amino acids)
Molecular function (GO): oxidoreductase activity
Source: RefSeq, a predicted model, not a curated record
UUUCUUCUCAAUAGACCCGCCCACCCUGGCUAUUUUGGGAUCAGGCGUACACAAACGCUCAAAAAUGCACAAACGGUGAUAUUGGAGAUUAGAAAUUGUGACUCUGUUUUAGAGGAUCAGCAUUAGGGAUAUAUCUGAGUGGCAGCUCCACGUCAAACCACUGAACCAAACACACUCGCAACCUCCUGCUCCAUCCAAGAAGGGAAACGCAUCUGUUUACAAAACAUCUUUGCCGAGUCAGACAUGGAGAUAGAAACUAUUUUCGAGUACUUGAGUAACUUCACAUGGAUACACGGCUUGGGUGCGUUCGUGCUGCUCUGGGCUCUGGUUUGGUUCUGCCGGGACAACCUAAAGAUUGACAACGUCAAAGAAAAAUACGUCUUUGUGACUGGUUGUGACACUGGUUUUGGGAAUCUAGUCUGCAAACGCCUGGACAAACAGGGUUUCCGCGUCCUUGCCGGGUGUCUCACAGAAAAAGGGGCAGAUGAUUUGAAAAGGGCGACCGGACCUUACCUGAAGACGUGCAUAUUGGACGUAACCAACACGGCUAGCAUUCAGAAGGCCGCGGAAUGGACCAAAAAGGAAGUUGGAGUUAAAGGACUUUGGGGUAUUGUGAACAAUGCCGGGCGCUCGCUGCCCAUGGGUCCCUCUGAGUGGAUGACAAUCGAAGACUUUCAAAGCACCCUCAAAGUCAAUAUGAUCGGUGUUAUUGAGACGACCAUGAACUUUUUACCUCUUAUCAAAAUGGCCCGUGGUCGAGUUGUGAAUGUGGCAUCGGUGCUGGGCAGAGUCGCGGCUAAUGGUGGGGGCUACUGUAUUUCGAAGUUUGGGGUGGAAAGUUUUUCCGACUGUCUGAGGAGGGAUAUCCAGUAUUUUGGAAUCAAGGUUUGUAUAAUUGAACCUGGAUUCUUCAAGACUCAGGUGACCAGCUUAGAGCCCAUCGAGAGGGAACUACAUCGCCUCUGGAACCAGCUGCCCACUGAGGUGAAGGAAAGUUAUGGCGAUAAAUACCUGGACAAAUACAUCAAGAUCCAGAGACUGAUCAUGAACACCAUUUGCGACCCGGACAUCAGCAAAGUGACCAACUGCAUGGAGCAUGCCCUGCUGGCCGUCCACCCGAGGACGCGUUACAGUGCAGGCUGGGACGCCAAGCUCUUAUGGAUCCCCCUGUCCUACAUGCCUGCCUGUUUUGUGGACAUUGCAUUAAAGUUGGUGAUGCCAAAGCCCGCAAAAGGCGUCUAGUGCACUGGUAAAGGAAUUUUAGCCCAGAGACCCUGGUAACAGAUUUUAUUUCUAUUUUUAGUCUUGGCCUCUGUUACCAUUAUGAAACACUGGAUAAUGGUCUAUUUUUGGAGCCCCUUAUUUUGGAGGUUUAAAAUUGGGUUAGUGGGUGAUGACAAUAAUAACGUGUAAUUUUUACAAAGUUAAACAAGUUUAAACACAAAAAAAUCUUUCAGGACUGUUAAAAUGGAUGUUAAAAAGAUGCAAGGAUGUUUACACACCGAUCUGUGCCUGUUUUUCAGCUAGUUUUUUAUGUUUUGUCAAUAAUUCAAGGUGAUAUUACAAGUUAUUACCUUGCAUAUAGUAGUAUAUUACUAUACUUUAAUGACAACGUUUGUUGGCAAACAGUUCACAUAAACAAUUAAAUAAACAUUAUAAGCAUAUUUUGAGUUUUUCCUUUUAUCUGUGCACCCAACCUAUAAUCUUUAAUGUGUCCAAAUUCACUUUUUGCUUCGUCUCCCAUAGUAACUAAAAAUGUUUAAAAAAUAAUAAAUGAAUUUAUUUUCAUUUUAAAUGUACUUAUAUUAAUAUAUUUAUAUAUAAUUAAUAGGGCUGUCAAACAAUUAAUCGCAUCCAGAAUAAAAGUUUGACAGCCCUAAUAAUCAAUAAUAAAAAUAGGCUACAACUUUUAGAAUGAAAAAAUAUUAAAAAUAAAGUAAUUAAACGUUUUUAAAAACAAA